Pseudogymnoascus destructans is the source of this 276-nucleotide messenger RNA. RefSeq lists its product as uncharacterized. Lineage: Eukaryota; Fungi; Ascomycota; Leotiomycetes; Thelebolales; Thelebolaceae. The transcript is spliced from 2 exons. The record is from RefSeq and is a predicted model, not a curated record. The coding region runs from base 1 to 276 and encodes 91 amino acids.
AUGACGGACCUCCUCCCUAUGCAACAGCGCCAGAACGGGGAAGGGUCUGGAGUACACGAAGGAGGUCCCCGGAAUGGUAUGUCCUUCGCAGGCCUCUCCGAGGCCAUUCGGACUGUCCGUCCCCAGAGACUCCAAGCUAGGAAGAACCACAAGAACAAACACAAGCCCCGACAGCAGAAGUCAUUGUGCUCGACCACCGAUACCCACAGAGGGACGCAACUCAAGACGCAGACGCCAUCUACGCAGCAUAUUCGAGAGAGGCUAUCCCAAAAUUAA